Salmo salar (Atlantic salmon) is the source of this 2616-nucleotide messenger RNA. RefSeq lists its product as uncharacterized. Lineage: Eukaryota; Metazoa; Chordata; Actinopteri; Salmoniformes; Salmonidae. Gene Ontology annotation, cellular component: extracellular region. The record is from RefSeq and is a predicted model, not a curated record. Gene Ontology annotation, biological process: protein phosphorylation; lipoprotein metabolic process; lipid transport. Gene Ontology annotation, molecular function: lipid binding; protein kinase activity; ATP binding.
GUUUUCUCAAAUCUGUUAACUUUUUAAUAUGAAUUUGUAAUUUCUUUUUAGCAGUGUGCCAAAAAGGAAAACACAGAAUUAUUUCACCCUGUUAAACUGUUCAACUGAUAAAACGCAUGUGUUUCAGGUACAGAGGACGAUAAAAAGCAUGUCAAAAUAAACAAGUUGACGACAGUAUACAGCUCUUGUUUCGACACUCGAACAUGUGAAUGCUUUCACUUCAGCCUAAAGGCAUUUAUGAGUUCUUGUAAAUCACAUGAUCUGAAUGCUUCUCUAUAGUCCCUCCCAGCGGACACAAUGGCUGAUAGUUGAUCCAGCAUUGCUGAACAUGUAAUGCGGAUAUGGGUGUGGGUGGGUUAGUUUGAUCAUGCCACGGAAGCAGAGGAGCCCUGCAUAUAAGACUGGAACUCCUUAUCAAAUCAUAGACUAGGUAAACCAAGAGCACAACCAGCAGACAAACAAGCAAAGUGAGACACAGAUUCCAGUGAAAUUUAAAGAUGGGGAAAACACAGAGUGUCCUUGAGAAGAAAGGAUACACUACCCAGAAGGAGGUAGAGAAUGGUGUUAUCGCUACUGACAAACAUGGUGACCAGUUCGUCAUUAAAGAGAUCAAAUUGAAUGAGACAUCUGUCUCGAACUCCAGUGCUGAAGAAAUUGUCUCAGUGGUUGAAAGCCUCAGACAGAUUAGUCACCCCCACAUUAGACAAUGUAUUGGAAUUACAAGAGGAUAACUGCUACUAUAUAGUGACAGACCAUUGUGCAAAGGGAAAUCUCUCUCAGAAGAUACAAGAGCAGAUGACUAACCCUACAGAAGAGUACUCUGAGAAGAUUAUGGACUGGUUUGUCAAGAUCUGCAUGGCCCUGAAGCAUGUGCAUGACCAGGGCCUUCUUCACAGAGAACUGAGACCCCAGAGCAUACUCCUCACAGAAUUUGAAACACUUCGUUUGGGAGCGUUUGGAAGUGUCAAUGAAAAGACUACCAACGAGGAUGGAAUGGUGGGUUAUUUAGGCCCAGAGAUUCUAACUGGUGAAAUGUAUGACACCAAAAGUGAUAUUUGGUCCUUGGGAUGUGUGCUGUAUGAGUUGUGUAUGCUUCAGGGUGCAUUCACUGCGGAGAACACAAUCAACCUCAUCCCCCAAAUAUUGGGAGGUUCUUACCCAUCUCUCCCAGAGUGCUUCUCAUCUGAGCUCCGCGACCUCCUGUGUGACAUCUUCCAACAAAACCCGACCAUUAGGCCUUCAGCUGGUGACAUCAUGGCAAAACCCUUCAUUAUCAGUUUCAUCACAAAAAAGAGUGAGAAAACUGUGGCGGAACUCCAGACCACCUUGGAAAAGUUGAGAACUCUGGCAGACGGCUUGGAGAGUAUGCACAAAGGCACCACCAUAGGCAGUCUGACGGGAGGUGUCAUUGGGGCAGCUGGAGGAAUCACCUCUAUAGUGGGGCUCAUCCUGGCUCCCUUCACUCUGGGCGCCUCCCUGAUCGUCACUGGGGUAGGUAUUGGGGUGGCUGUCGCUGGUGGAGCCACAGCCGGAGUAUCGAACAUCACCAACAUGGUCAAUCAGUCCACCGACCGCCUAGCCAUCAAGAACAUCAUCAAGGAGUUCCAGGAGAAGAUGAACUCUGUGGUGACAUCUCUACAAGACAUCGCUGAGGGUUUGGAGACACUCAUGCAAAGUAGCUCUUCUCAGAUAAGACGUGCCGGUUUCAAUGUAGAGGCCGCUGCUAGAGCUGGGGUGAGGGCUGGGAAAGGCCUUGCGGGCACAAUAGAGCUCUUCAGACUACUCCGGGUGGCCAAUAUUGGCAAGGUGGCAGCCCAAACUGCCAGGGCAGUGCGUGUGGCAGAGGUGGCGACAGGAAUAUUUUCAGCUUUUUUUGUAGCGGUUGAUAUCUUCUUCAUCGCCAUGGAUGCCAGAGAGAUCCACAACAUCCGACAGGCGAAGGCGAAUGAACAGCCGGGUGACACCAGUAAGUUAGAAGUGAUGGACACAGACUCCACCACUGAGCUGAACCCUGCAUGUGAAGAACCAAAGGCUGAGGUCAAGUCAGAGACCAUGAAAUUCAUCCAGACGAUCAGACAGACAGCUGAACAGCUACAGGAGAGCCUGGAUGAACUGAGUGAUGUCAUCUCAUUCAUUCCUAAGAUAGAGGACUGUUACUUAGACGACUGACCUACUCAGUGAUGGUACGAGAUGCAUAAACAACAGAUCCAAUCAUACUUUAAUAUUGAACUUCUCUGUAAUAGACCGGUAUGGGCAGAUGUCCUUUUUGAUAGCCAGAAACUCACUUUCAUCCUUAAGACAUGGCUUGUACAACUCAGUUAUGAUAACUAAGUGGUACAGAUCAAAAUCUAUAUCACAGACAUUUCUACUUCUGAAAUGAUUCAUUUUAUAUCAUAACUGUCGGGAUUGAUUUGAUCUGUAUAUUAUUUUCAUGAAACAAAUUGUAUUAAAAUAGUAAGUAACUGCAAAAUGAUCAGUUUCAAUCUAUUAAUACAUGAAGGUGUAUGAUGAAUGUAUGGAAUUAUGUUAAUAAAACAUUGACUGAAAUGUUUCUGAAACAUUAUGCAUGAACGUUUCUUCAUGGUAAAAUAAUAAAGAUCAGUACAAUGCACCAAA